Syngnathus typhle (broad-nosed pipefish) is the source of this 2033-nucleotide messenger RNA. RefSeq names its product tumor protein D52 (gene tpd52). Gene Ontology annotation, biological process: B cell differentiation. The coding region runs from base 190 to 798 and encodes 202 amino acids. The record is from RefSeq and is a predicted model, not a curated record. Gene Ontology annotation, cellular component: cytoplasm. The transcript is spliced from 7 exons. NCBI's taxonomy places the organism in Eukaryota, Metazoa, Chordata, Actinopteri, Syngnathiformes, Syngnathidae.
AGCUAUCCGCCCCCACGACAUGAAUGGCACCCAGUCAGAGGCAAGAAGGCAGAGACCAGGAAGAGAAGAUGACGAAGAAAAAGAACUUCAGUUUCAACACAGAAAAAGCCACCUGUGUCCGUGAUUGGAUCUAAGAGCACCAUACACACACACACACACACACCAUAGCAUCCACGCCAAGACGCAUUUAUGGACAACAACGAGAAAGGCUCGCAGCAGCAUCUGGAUCCAGCGGCCGAGGUGGGUCAGGAAGCAGCUGAGGUGGGUCAGGACGCGGCAUUGAGCGCGGAAGCCCCACCGCCCACCAUGACAGAGGAGGAACGCCAGGAGCUACAAGUGGAGCUGUUGAGGGUGGAGGACGAGAUCCUGACACUGUCUCAGGUUCUGGCGGCGAAAGAGAGGCAGGUGGCCGACAUCAAGAGGAAGCUGGGGGUCACGCCGCUCAGCGAGCUCAAGCAGAACUUCACCAGAACCUGGCAGGAGGUCACCACCUCUUCGGCGUACAGGAGGACGUCGGAGACGCUGUCACACGCUGGCCUGAAGGCCACAUCAGCCUUCUCCAACAUGAGUCUGGCCAUCAGCCGUAAACUGGAUGACGUCAGCAAGCGCUCUUUGCAGCACUCGGCUAGCAUGCCUGUCAUGAGGAACGCUCCCUCAUUCAAGUCAUAUGAGGAGAAAGUGGGAACAUGGAAGAACAUGAGUCCGUCGGAAAUGGACGGCGGCGAGCAGAUGAAUGUUCCCGACGCAGAGGCUCAGCACCAGGACACGCCCACCAACCUAGACGCACCCUUGCACUGACCCCCAACCUUUGACCCUCCCAUAAUGUCCUUCUACAAGUCUUUAAACAUAUUGGCAACCUGACCAUUAGAACUGUGCAACCUCUUGACAUCACAUUUUGUGUCACGCGCCCACUCACCUUAACACCCCCCCCCACACACACACACACGUAUAGCAUUUUCGCAUCAUCAUGGCUUUUGUCAAACUAAUUAAAGAAAAAUUGAACUGCAACAGCUGUUUUAAUUAACUUCAAAGCAGAAAAAUACUACAAAAUUCCGUUGAUUAUAAAAUGUAUACAAAUUAUUCAUGCCAACAAACUGCUUUACUUGUUUAAUUCUAAAGUAGUUUUUUUUCAUAGCGUCUGUCUUUAACGUAAACACAAGUACCAGAAUUAAAAAUGACUGGUGAAUUUGGUGAUCAUGAGAAAAUGCAUAUUAACUGCAGUUCACGAUUUGAGCACAAGAUGGUACUAGAUGUGGAACAUUACAUUUGACAUGAGGAACAUUACAUACGCACAGCUACGACGGUUUUAUCCUCAUAAUGGACAUUUGUGAUCCCAUGACUUUCGAUAAUAAGCAAUCUAAUCUAUGUUUAAGAAAUGAUUUCCCCCGGGGUUAAGGGACUUUUUUGCCGAAAGAACGUGCACUCUUACGUGCUGAUGGAAAUUGCUCGCUUCCACACUACGAAAAGAGGGCAGAGUUUAUGCCUUCUCUGUCAUUUUGUCAUGCUAUUAUCGUCUGUUGAAAUGGGAUCAUACUGCGUGAGAAAACAAAAAUAGAUCAGGUUGAGGGAAAAUAGGCUCCCAAUGAGGCAGAAAACGUGCAGUCUUCUGCCUGUGGCGUCGGCAGUUUCACGCAAAUGUCAACCUUACUGCUAUGCGAUAAGUGGGUCGGAAAAUAUUCAAAUUAGUCGCUAUAUUUUUAACCACUGAAGAGGGAGCAACAGCGAUGUCUAAAUACUCUGAUUAAUUUAUGCACAGUUAUUCAAUCAGGACACUGAUACAGCUUGGAAACUUUUCCAUUACACAAGGCAGAGCUCAUUAACGUCUUGACACAUUGAUACAUUCAGUAGAUAAGACAUUUUUAUGACCAUACGUUUUCCCUUCUUUUUCCCUCCCAUAUUCCUGCUUGCGGAAAGUAUAAAACCUUCUGAUCUGGAGUCUGACCUGGUUGUUUUUCAUUUGUUGACGUGCAUCGUGUACUGACUGCCAUGAGACAACCCAAGAUCGUGCAAAUAAAGAACCAACUAUUACUCCA